This is a messenger RNA of Solea solea (common sole), 2043 nucleotides long. RefSeq names its product POU class 4 homeobox 2 (gene pou4f2). Bases 910 to 2043 code for a protein of 377 amino acids. The record is from RefSeq and is a predicted model, not a curated record. Gene Ontology annotation, biological process: regulation of transcription by RNA polymerase II. NCBI's taxonomy places the organism in Eukaryota, Metazoa, Chordata, Actinopteri, Pleuronectiformes, Soleidae. The transcript has 2 exons. Gene Ontology annotation, molecular function: RNA polymerase II cis-regulatory region sequence-specific DNA binding; DNA-binding transcription factor activity, RNA polymerase II-specific.
GUGGUAAGAGUCAUUUGAAAUAAAUGUCCUGUCGCAGACUGCCCAUGCGCAGAAUCCCCAGCGGUGGUGGCGGUGCUGCUGCUGCUGCUGCUGCUGAGGGUAAUGAAGAAUAAUAAAUCAUGAAAAGGGUUUUUCAGGUACAGCUGCAAAAGAGUGUGUACGUGAGUGUGUGUGAGAGAGAGGGGGGGAGCGAAAGAACCACAGAGAGAGAGGGUGUGUGUAUGAGGGAGAGAGAGAGAGAGAGAGAGAGAGAGAGAGGCGGAGAGAGACUCAGUCUGCCCUUCGCCUCAGAGCAGAGGCAGUUCGAGUCCCCGCAGCAUUCAUCGUAGUGGAGGAGAGGUAACCAACAACAGAGACCGUCACCGCCAUCACUUCUCACUUGCGGUCAUUUCAACAAGGAAACUUUUAACCAAAAAAACAUUUUUUCAGCGACAACAGCUUUUAAACUUCAAGUGUUUUUUCAGGAAAUCCUAAGAGAAAAAGAGAGAAAAAAAACUUUUGAAUAUCUCUUUUUCCUUCUUCCUUUUUUUGGCGUCAUCCACGAGGAGCUGUGCCAAAUAAUCCAAGGCACACAGCAACAACAAAAGUACAUGAUUUCAUAUGAUUCUAGGUGGAGAUAGUUGAAGGAAAGAAGCAGAUCAAGUCCACAAAGGAAAAAAAAAGGUGUCGGGGCUGCGCGCACUUGCAUGGCUCGUCGGUGAAAAAAGCCGCGGUACCUCAUCCACACCACCUCCGCCACUAAUCAUAAAUAGAUGUGAGAACUUCAGUGUUGGACCUCCAUCUUCAGCCUGCACUUUAUUCGACAGUGACUCGAGAUUCUUGCGAGGCAAUUGGGCUUCAACUCCCGAGCGAGGAGGCGGAGUCUUAACUUAUUAAAAGGAACUUGCUGAAGCUCGGACGCCAGCAAAUAUGAUGAUGAUGUCUCUGAACAGCAAGCAGCCUUUCGCCAUGGCUCACACCAGCUUGCCCGAACACAAGUACUCGUUGCAUUCCUCCUCAUCCUCCACGCUGACUUCCAAUGCACCUUCCUCCUGCUCGUCCUCCCGACACAGCAACACCAUCAUCAGCAGCAGCUCGGAGGCGAUGCGGCGAGCCUGUCUCCCAACCCCACCGAGCAAUAUAUUCGGAGGCUUGGAUGAGAGUUUGUUGGCCCGAGCUGAAGCUCUAGCGGCGGUGGAUAUAGUCUCGCAGACCAAGAGCCACCACCACCCUCCACACCACAGUCCCUUCAAGCCGGACGCAACCUACCACACCAUGAACACUCUCCCCUGCACCUCGUCUUCCGCCUCCUCCUCGGUGCCUAUCUCUCAUCCGUCCGCCUUGUCUGGCCACCACCAUCACCACCACCAUCACCACCACCACCAGCCUCACCAGGCGCUGGAAGGAGACCUGCUGGACCACAUCACCCCGGGACUGGCACUAGGCGCCAUGGCUGGGCCGGAUGGCUCGGUGGUUUCCACGGCUGCACACCCUGCCCACAUGGCGGGCAUGAACCACAUGCACCAGGCAGCCAUCAACAUGGCUCAUGCCCACGGGCUACCGCCGCACAUGGGCAUGAAUGAUGUGGACGCCGAUCCAAGGGACUUGGAAGCGUUCGCGGAGAGGUUUAAGCAGAGACGGAUCAAACUCGGGGUUACGCAGGCGGAUGUAGGGGCAGCUUUGGCCAGCCUUAAGAUUCCUGGGGUGGGCUCCCUCAGCCAAAGCACCAUUUGCCGAUUCGAGUCCCUCACCCUCUCACACAACAACAUGAUCGCGUUGAAGCCCAUCCUGCAAGCGUGGCUAGAAGAAGCCGAGAAAUCACACAGGGAGAAACUUAAUAAACCCGAGUUGUUCAACGGCGCUGAGAAAAAGAGGAAGCGCACGUCGAUAGCUGCGCCGGAGAAGCGAUCACUGGAGGCCUACUUUGCCAUUCAGCCGCGUCCCUCAUCGGAGAAAAUCGCAGCAAUCGCAGAAAAGCUGGACCUGAAAAAGAACGUGGUGCGGGUCUGGUUUUGCAACCAGCGGCAGAAACAGAAACGAAUGAAAUACUCUGCAUGCGUCUAG